This is a messenger RNA of Oreochromis niloticus (Nile tilapia), 2425 nucleotides long. RefSeq names its product tetratricopeptide repeat domain 8 (gene ttc8). Gene Ontology annotation, cellular component: non-motile cilium; ciliary basal body; BBSome. The record is from RefSeq and is a predicted model, not a curated record. The coding region runs from base 131 to 1672 and encodes 513 amino acids. Lineage: Eukaryota; Metazoa; Chordata; Actinopteri; Cichliformes; Cichlidae. The transcript has 15 exons. Gene Ontology annotation, molecular function: protein binding. Gene Ontology annotation, biological process: non-motile cilium assembly.
GAAGGACCGCCCUCUUAGGCUGUUGCCGAGCGACAGAGGAAGCCUCGGUCUCGCCUUCAUCUCAGCUUCUCUUAGCAGCUUGCUAAGUGACUUUUAGAUCUACGCUAUUUCUCCCUGAUUAGCAAAAGCAAUGGAAGUGACGAUGGACCCCUUGUUUCUGGCGUGGAGCUAUUUCAGGAGGCGGAAACUCCAACAAUGUUCUGAUAUUUGUACGAAAAUAUUACAAGACAACCCAUACGACCAGGACUCAUCUUUGCUAAUCUCAGAGGCUGCAUGGAGCUUGAAAACCCGUGCUCUUACAGAGAUGGUUUACAUAGAUGAAAUCGAGGUUGACCAGGAGGGGAUUGCUGAGAUGAUGCUGGAUGAAAGCUCUAUUGCUCAAGUUGCACGGCCUGGAACAUCACUAAGACUUCCUGGAACAUGUCAUGGUGGAGGUCCCACACCAGCUGUCAGGCCCAUGACACAAUCAGGACGCCCUAUAACGGGAUUUGUGAGACCGAGCACACAGUCCGGGCGCCCUGGGACAAUGGAGCAGGCCAUCAAAACCCCACGUACUGCAAGCACAGCUCGUCCUGUCACCGCUUCUUCUGGUAGAUUCAUUCGUCUGGGGACAGCUUCAAUGUUAACAAAUCCCGAAGGACCGUUUAUAAACUUGUCUAGACUAAAUCUGGCUAAGUAUUCCCAAAAACCCAAUUUAUCCAGGACAUUAUUUGAGUACAUCUUCCAUCAUGAAAAUGAUGUGAAAAAUGCUUUGGAUUUAGCUGCUCAAGCUACUGAACAUGCACAGUUCAAAGACUGGUGGUGGAAAGUUCAGCUGGGAAAAUGUUACUACAGGCUUGGUUUAUAUAGAGAAGCAGAAAAACAGUUUAGAUCAGCUCUCAACCACCAAGAGAUGGUUGAUACGUAUCUCUAUCUCGCAAAGGUUUAUCAGCGUAUGGAUCAGCCAAUAACGGCUCUCAGUCUUUUCAAGCAAGGCCUGGACCACUUCCCUGGAGAGGUUACCCUUCUAACAGGAAUAGCUCGUAUCCAUGAGGAGAUGAACAACAUUUCAUCAGCGACAGAGUACUAUAAAGACGUCCUGAAGCAGGACAACACUCACGUGGAGGCCAUAGCCUGCAUAGGCAGCAAUCACUUCUACACAGAUCAGCCUGAGAUUGCCCUGCGGUUCUAUAGACGGCUGCUCCAGAUGGGAGUGUAUAAUUGCCAACUGUACAACAACCUGGGCCUGUGCUGUUUCUAUGCCCAGCAGUACGAUAUGACUCUGUCCUCCUUUGAGAGGGCUCUGGCCCUGGUGGCCAAUGAUGAAGAGCAGGCUGAUGUCUGGUACAACAUAGGACACGUGGCUGUAGGAAUAGGGGACUUGACACUGGCCUAUCAGUGCUUUAAACUGACUUUGGCAUUUAAUAAUGACCAUGCUGAAGCCUAUAACAACCUGGCUGUGCUGGAGCUGCGAAAAGGUCACAUUGAACAGUCUAAAGCCUUCCUUCAGACUGCUGCAUCACUGGCCCCUCAUAUGUACGAGCCACACUUCAAUCUCUCCAUUCUCUCUGAAAAGCUUGGGGACCUUCAGAGCAGCUACAGUGCAGCCCAAAAAUCUGAGGACGCUUUCCCAGAACACGUCGACACUCAGCAGCUUCUCAAGCAACUUCGACAGCACUUUGCAGUGCUGUGAGGGACCACAGCACUGCAGACGACCGGGUUUUUUUAACCCAGUCAUUAAAAAAAGUCAUAAUUUGGUAGGUCAGUCUUGAAAUGGACAAAGUGGGAUUAGUUUUGAUUUGUGUUUAUUUAUUAACUGCCAGUUUAUUAGGUACAUCUACAAUUGAAGUUCUUUAGCAAAAUGAGUGGUAACUCUUUGAAGUGUUAAUUGUUAAGUGUAAUUCUACACUUCAGUGUUGAAAAGUGAUGUGAUUGUCCUCAUUUGAUUCCAGCUUGAGCUGUUGUAGACUUAUUGUUGUGUACAGAAUAAGCUCAUUGGUUGUUUCUUUGUUCUCUGUAAAACUCUAUUUCAGUAGAGUUUCAAAAGGCUGUAGAUGAUGAAAUGCUAGAUCUAAAAUGUCUAGGUCAAGUGUUUCAGUUAUAGCCCAUUAAAUGGUAAAUGUUUGGGCUAUAACUAACAUAUGACUGUUAGAGGGCAUGUAAAGGUUUUGCUGAAACACUGGCAUGUUAGUGUACAAAUCUGUACAGUAGUAAAAUGUGUGUACAUAGUAAAGGUGAACGUUUUAUUUGUAACAGUUACAGAAUUUACAUACAUUUUGUAGAUGCCUUUAUAACUCAGGUGUAUUUUUCAUAUUUUAAUCUUCUUUGCCAUUUUGUAGUCUCUUGCAAAAGACAUGACAAUAAAGAAAAAAAAAAUUCAGAAGACGCGUCCAUGCCUUAAAGCCAGACUUGACUCUCUGUUUAAACAUUUAAGCUAGAGCUAAAA